Messenger RNA from Rosa chinensis, 1143 nucleotides. RefSeq names its product glycine-rich cell wall structural protein 1. The coding region runs from base 1 to 1143 and encodes 380 amino acids. The transcript has a single exon. NCBI's taxonomy places the organism in Eukaryota, Viridiplantae, Streptophyta, Magnoliopsida, Rosales, Rosaceae. The record is from RefSeq and is a predicted model, not a curated record.
AUGGGCGUCUCUCGGAAAUGGCUGUCUUCGAGUCUUCUUGUGCUCUGCAUUGUCUUCCAGUUGAGUGCUAUGUUCGCUCAGGGUGAUGACAAGGUUGACAAAGCUAGAUUUCGUGAUGAUGAUUGUGGAUGGGGUCGCCGCUGUGGUGGUCGCUCUGGUCGUGGUAGGGGUGGUGGCAUUGGAGGGGGAGGAGGUUUUGGUGGCGGUGGAGGUCGUGGUGGAGGAGCUGGAGGUGGUAUUGGUGGAGGUGGAGGUCAUGGUGGAGGAGCCGGAGGUGGUAUUGGUGGCGGAGCUGGCGGUGGCUUUGGUGGUGGUGGUGGGGCUGGUGGAGGAAGUGGUGUUGGGGGUGGGGCAGGUCAUGGUGGAGGUUUUGGAGCUGGAGGAGGUGUAGGCGGUGGAGCUGGCGGAGGUGUAGGAGGUGGUGCUGGUGGAGGCGGUGGUAGCGGAGGUGGUGGUGGAGUUGGCGGUGGUUCAGGGCAAGGAGGAGGCUUUGGAGCUGGGGGCGGCGUAGGUGGUGGAGCUGGAGGAGGUGGAGGUCUAGGAGGAGGUGGUGGCGGUGGAUCGGGAGGCGGUGGUGGUGUGGGUGGUGGUUCUGGUCAAGGAGGAGGUUUUGGUGCCGGCGGUGGUGUAGGCAGUGGAGCUAGUGGAGGUGGAGGUCUAGGAGGAGGAGGUGGUGGAGGAUCUGGAGGCGGUGGUGGUGUUGGCGGUGGUUCUGGACAUGGAGGAGGUUUUGGUGCCGGCGGUGGUGUAGGCGGUGGAGCUAGUGGAGGUGUAGGAGGAGGUGGUGGCGGAGGAUCAGGAGGCGGUGGUGGUGUGGGUGGUGGUUCUGGCCAAGGAGGAGGUUUUGGUGCAGGCGGCGGAGUUGGUGGAGGCAUUGGUGGCGGAGGAGGUGCAGGAGGAGGUGGUGGUGGAGGAGCAGGAGGAGGGGGCGGUUUGGGUGGUGGUUCAGGCCAAGGCGGAGGUGUUGGAGGUGGAGGAGGCAUAGGUGGCGGAAGUGGUGGUGGAGUUGGCGGAGGUAGAGGCGGUGGCCACGGAGGAGGAUUCGGAAUUGGAAUUGGGAUUGGUAUUGGAGUUGGUGCUGGUUCUGGUUCUGGUCAAGGAGCUGGCAGUGGAAGUGGAUCCGGUGGAGGUGGUAGACAUUAA